CGCAGAAGCCCCGCCUUUGCCAGUUACAGCAGGAUAUACACAGAGAUUAAAACUACAAGUGCGGGCGAAUGGCGGCGCGGAUCAGACCAAGCUUUUGUAGAAUAAAUUGCAGUUAAUUGUAGAGUUGUAUUCCAACAAAGUAGAGGACCACAGAAAGGGGAAAAAAGAGCAUAGCCAGACUCCUGCAGCCAGAAGUUUCCUAGCAAGCAAAGAUUUUUUGCUUUCACUGAAUUAAUGACAGGAUACAUCCCCCCUUACAAGGCUAACACACACUUCACAACACAGCUUAGGCUUCUUGACAUUCUGUCGAAAGAUUUCAAAGAAAAUCUUCGACUUUAUAGGCAAAUCCUGUGCUUAGAACUUCCAACAUGCUAGAGAUCUGUUGUGUGGCUGCUGCUUUUAUAUUUUCGCUCCUCUGUGAAACAUGUGGGUUAGUGUUACCUAAUGCCACAGAGUUAUCGUCCACAUCCAGUAACUCCACCAUCCUUGAGUCUGAUCUGAGCGCUCAGCUGGAUUCUACCAAUAUCCCCAAGGCCAGAAGAAAGCGCUAUAUUUCCCAAAAUGACAUGAUCGCUAUUCUAGACUACCAUAACCAAGUCAGAAGUAAGGUCUUUCCACCUGCUGCCAACAUGGAGUAUAUGGUCUGGGAUGACAACUUGGCAAAGUCAGCUGAAGCCUGGGCUGCCACAUGUAUUUGGGACCAUGGACCACCCUACUUAAUGAGAUUCCUUGGUCAAAACCUCUCAGUGAGAACAGGAAGGUAUCAGUCAAUAUUACAACUGGUGAAACCAUGGUAUGAUGAAGUAAAGGACUAUGCAUUUCCAUAUCCUCAAGACUGCAACCCCAGAUGUCCUUUAAGAUGCUUUGGACCAAUGUGUACGCAUUAUACACAGAUGGUUUGGGCGACAACUAACAGGGUAGGCUGUGCCAUCAAUACUUGUCACAACAUGAAUGUCUGGGGUUCUGUAUGGAGAAGAGCUGUCUACUUAGUCUGCAACUAUUCACCCAAGGGAAACUGGAUUGGAGAAGCACCAUAUAAAGUUGGGGUUCCAUGCUCUGCAUGUCCACCCAGUUACGGAGGCUCUUGUACAGAUAAUCAAUGUUUCCCAGGAGUAACAUCAAAUUACUUAUAUUGGUUUAAGUGAGCUGAUCCAAUGUAGAAUAUUACUGUCUAAAAAUGUAAAAAAAAAUAUUUUAGAAUGUUGUCACCUUUUACAGCGAGACAUGGGAAAUAUAGUGUGAUAACUACGGUAGUUGUAGAACAUAAUAUCAGUGAACAAGCUUGUCCAGAUGCAAUCACUGUUUAGCAACAUUGUUAAUAAUGUAUUAUGUGUAAAUUAAAUGCCAGUAUGUUACAGGUAUAUAUGAAGUCAACUUAAACAAAUGUGACCUAGUUCAGAUAAAGCGUGGCUGUUACUGAACAGAGAAAUGGUAUGAUUGUACAUACAAUGUGCCAUGUCUACUGCCUCACCAUUAGAAUUGGAUAGGUCUAUUAAAUUGUAAAUCUUCAUUUUUGUCCAUUGAAAAACAUUCCUCAGUUCUAUUCAUGCUCGGUUUUCCACACAUACAGCCAUACUAUGGAGAUUUGGGUCAAAUGCCCCUUGAGGCAGCCUAUGAAAAACAUCAAUGUAAAAAUCAUAUUAAGAGAAAAAAAAUCCAGAGGCCAUUUAAAUGAAAUGUUUUGAAAUAUUUUUUAAAUUUAAAUUUUAGAAUGAUACAAAAAAUUGUGGCAUAUGUUAGCCAUACAUCACCUCCAUUCUGAUGCCUAAAUAACAGUGCUAUACAGUACUGCAACCUUUAUGCACUGCACGAAAUGCUAUACUAUGCAGAAGCAGUGCAUACAAUAAACAUAGCACAUAUUGGAAGCUAAUAAUUCCAACUUGCAGUGACCAAAUAAUAGGUCCUUACAUAAAGUAAUAGUACUAUAUAAUACAAUGUCUAAACUAAACUUCUAUACUAUGAAUGUCAGAUUUGUUAUUGUUGCCUUAGGUCACACACCAUACAGGCCGGCCCUGGAUAUAACUGCUUUACUCAGUCCUAAGAGUUUUAGAUUUCUGUUUUCUCUCUUUUUAAUAGUAUAAAUAUCCAUAGAAGGAUAUAAUUUACUCAUUGGUUCUCAGUAAGGCUAUCAGUUUUAAGUGUUUUAAAUUACAACUAGAGUAUCUGAGGUGCUUUAAUGUGUUUAUAUUGAAUUUACCAUUUGUAGGGUUUAAGUUUGUCUGGAUGGUUUACUAUUUAAAGUGUUAUAUUACACAGAACAACCUCUUUCAUUUAUUUUUUUAUUUGUUACAAUCAAAUACAUUAGGUGCUUAACAUUCCUUUUGGUGCUAUGUGCAGAAUCUUGUUGGAUCACAAAUGUGUACAUUUAUAAUCUACAGAUGCAUCCUCCAAAUACAAUGCAGUGGCACAACAUCAUGGGAGUAUGUCAGGGGGUACAAAAAAAGGAAGUGUAUAUGAGUGCCAAUGCAUACAAAAUGUACCAUGUGCAUUGUCGCUCACUACAAUCACUGGGCUGGGUGCUCUCUCAUUGUACAGUGAGUUGGGCACUACUGUGUGCAUUGCCGCUCACAGCAGUAUUAUACCUACAGGAGCAGGGAAUCUGGCAAUAGAGAGAAGUCCAUGAUCCUGUACGUAGUGUGUCAUGGUAACAGACUAGCGUGCUGUCGAUGUGUUUAGCGGUGACUUCAUCUAUCAGUGCACAAAAGCAGAAAUGAGUAAGCAAGCAUGAGUUUUGUCUAUCCUAAGUCAUUAGCUUAAGUUUACAAUUGCAUUUUGCUAAUUCCUUUAGGAGUUCUGGUACUUUUGAUAGCUUUUGAUAGCUUAGUUUUCCGGUCUUAUAAAGGAACUUGGUGCUAUCUUAUCCGAAAGUAGAAACCUCUGCCCAUAUGCAACCACAAAACGUAUAAUUUCAGAAAAGAGACAAUGAUCAAACACUGGGACUUGUUGACUUAUUUUUGCAGAGUAAGGGUAUGUUCACACGUGCAUAUCUUUGUUGCAGAUCUGCUGAAGAUUUGCUGCUGCCUUUAAUGGCUUUAAUUGACUUUAAUGGGCAGCAAAAUCUGCUGAAGCAAAUCUGCAGCAGAGAAAACAAACAUGUGAACGUACCCUAAGGGUUCACACGCGCGGAUUUUCGCAGCGUAUUUAGCUGCGGAUCCGCUGGUGAAGGCCCGCUCUAUGCUGGCUUUACAUGUGCCUGCUGGUAGCGGCAAUACGCCGCUACGAGCAGACACACUGCAGCGGUGUGCACGGCGUACUCGCACAUCGCGGCCGCUUUCCCUGUUCUGAGCAAGGCAGAGAGCUCCCGCGAUGUGCGAGUAUACUGCGACUCGCACAUCGCAGGGUGUCUGCUGGUAGCGACGCAUUGCCACUACGAGCAGGCACAUCUAAAGCCAGUAUAGAGCGGGCCUUCACCAGCGGAUUUGCAACGUAAAAUACGCUGUAAAUCUGCGCGUGUGAACGUACCCUAAGGCUGGAUUCACAAGAGCAGCAGUAAAUAAAUAUACAAUUUUUUAUGAGCUAUUGGUCAAGUACAGGUUUGGACAGAACUAGUUUGGUCAGAACGACCAUUUUUUGCCAGAGUUCAGCAAACCAGAAGAAACAGAAGCUUGCACAUCUCAAGUCUCUGCACAGUCUGAAUCAGUUAUUCCAGACUGCAUAGGAACACACGCCUUUGACAAGAGGAAAAGUAAGGGCAAGUUCACACCGAGAAUCUUAGGCCGGAAGAAUUUGGUUGAAAUCAAGCGGUGCUAGGACCACGCAGACAUUUCCAUCCCCAUAGACGGCAAUGUCUGCAAAGCAGAUUCCAUCAUAAGAAUGAACAAGUUCUUCUUUUGGUGGCAAAAUUUUAGAAUUCCGUAGUGCGCAGUGGAAUGCAACUGACAGCAAUUGCACUGGAAUUUCCGACUGGAAUUCAUAAGCUUAAUUCCAGUUGGAAAUUCCGUAGUGUGAACCCGGCCUAACAGUUGUCAAUUUAUUCAUAAAUAUUCAGGAGGAAUAAUAAAGAAACAUCAUCAUGCAGAGUACUAAGAAAGGUACUGACAAGUCAAGAGAGCUGUCAAAUCUUCUUUACUGUACUUUUGGCAUGUGUUUGGCUGUUAUACAGCAUUUUGUACAUAUGUUUGUUGAUGGAGUUCAGAUGUGCAAAGUGUGAAUUAAUGGGGUACUCCUGCCCUAAGACAUCUUAUCCCCUAUUCAACCACUGGGGACUUCCGCAAUCUCUCAUGCACGUCAGGCCCCCUCCCAAAGAUUUGCAUUGAGGGGGAGGGGCAUAGCAUCACAAGGGGGCAGAGUUUUGAUGUCACAAUACUCCGGCCCCAUGGUCGUGAGUCUUCAGACACGGAGUUAUCGUCGCUCUGUGCAGCUGAGACUGGUGGGGCUGAAUGAGAGAUUUUGGGGGUCCCCAGCGGCGGGACCCCCACAAUCAGACAUCUUAUCCCCUAUCCUUUGAAUAGGGGAUAAGAUAGCUCAGGGCCGGAGUACCCCUUUAAGCCAAACUGUGGAUAAAAACAUUACAAUUAUGUUCUAGUUAUGAUAAACACCAAUGAAACAUUGUGAUUUUAUCUACUCAGUCUAAAAUUCUAACAUGAGUUUAGCUGACAUAUACAAAUUAUCAUUGAGCUCUGGUAAACCCCAUUUAUGUUUACAAGUGCAUCGCGGGCAUUAUUCAGUUAUUUAUAUAAUUUUAAUAAUGGUAGUGA
This is a messenger RNA of Hyla sarda, 4697 nucleotides long. It is a transcript of the gene PI15, whose product is annotated as peptidase inhibitor 15. Lineage: Eukaryota; Metazoa; Chordata; Amphibia; Anura; Hylidae. The coding region runs from base 369 to 1145 and encodes 258 amino acids. The record is from RefSeq and is a predicted model, not a curated record. Gene Ontology annotation, cellular component: extracellular region. The transcript is spliced from 8 exons.